Messenger RNA from Morone saxatilis (striped sea-bass), 756 nucleotides. RefSeq names its product oligodendrocyte transcription factor 4 (gene olig4). The record is from RefSeq and is a predicted model, not a curated record. Gene Ontology annotation, molecular function: protein dimerization activity. The transcript has a single exon. The coding region runs from base 1 to 756 and encodes 251 amino acids. Lineage: Eukaryota; Metazoa; Chordata; Actinopteri; Moronidae.
AUGGAUUCCGACGCUGGCUCCACCUGCAGCCGUUCCUCAUCCCCAGACCUGGUGGUGGAUAACUCUGCUGGGAGCUUCUUCUCUAACAAGAUGUUCCAGACAUACUGCAGAGAAAACAGAGCAGACAGCGAGGCCGGCCAGGGCAGGACGGAGCACUGCGGCGGGGGCGGUAAGAGCAAGAACAGGUCUGACCCUGACAAGGAAGAGGGGCAAGACCUGAGACUGAAAGUCAACAGUCGGGAGAGGAAAAGGAUGCAUGAUCUGAACCAGGCGAUGGAUGGCCUGAGAGAGGUCAUGCCCUACGCCCAUGGACCUUCAGUCCGCAAGCUAUCGAAAAUCUCCACCUUGCUGUUAGCUCGCAACUACAUCCUCAUGCUGUCCAGCUCCUUGGAUGAGAUGAAGAAGUUGGUGGGAGAUGUUUAUGGAGGUGCCGCCGCCCAGAGCCGCACUGCUGCCCACCCCACUAUUACCCCAGCAGCCGCCACUGUCCACCUCCCUCUACAUCCUCUGGCCCAAUCUCUGCACUCUCUAGUAGGCAGCACACCUUCAGCUCUCCAGCAUCAUUCAGCUUCUACAGCCCCGCACUCUCCUCCAUCCACCAGCUACCUGAGUUUUCAUGCUCCAGUCCAGGGCCUUCUCAAGGACCCCCUCCAUCUGGCCGGCUCCUACAGGCACUUCCCGGGCAUGCCAUGCCCCUGCUCACUCUGCCAGCCUUUGCCCACCUCCACAUUACACAGCCUGUCUAUGAACAAGUGA